Messenger RNA from Ceraceosorus bombacis, 2498 nucleotides. NCBI's taxonomy places the organism in Eukaryota, Fungi, Basidiomycota, Exobasidiomycetes, Ceraceosorales, Ceraceosoraceae. The record is from the annotation of a GenBank genome assembly.
AUGCCACCGCGCCAAAACCUUGGAUCGCUCUCUGGUAGCCGCUCGCAUAGCGAUGGGGCCUCACCAUCAGGCUCUGACACUCUCUACUUCUCCUUCGAGGAUUCGCCGCCUAGACCCCUACAGACUGCUUCUCGCUUUUCGCAUCCCCAUGCCACGCCAGAUCUGACACAGACAUGGCUUUCAGGCUCGACAAGCUCGCGUGCCAACCUCGACUUGCCUUUGCGUCACCAGGCAGUAGAUCUCUCGUCUAGCCUCACUGGAUCCUCGAGUGGUAUCGGCAGGGGAGUUGCAGGCCCUAGACGCAGACACCUCCUUUUCGCUGCCGUAGGAGGAAGUCCCACUGAGCUCUCAGAUGCGAAUUUGCUGGAUCAGGAUAGAGCAGACAUCUUCUCUCAGCUCGACACAGCGCCGAGCAGGAACAUUCGCCCGCACCCUAAUUCUCUGAUUUCGUCAUUCAGGCCAAGAUCGAGGGUCCUGACUGGACGAUCUGAUCCCAUGGACGUCGAAGAGCUCAGCAAUGUGUCAUCUCCCGCGGCUCCGUUGGUCCCUUUGGCUGGCACGACCUCAAGCAGCUCGACCAGAGCCAAACGCAACAUCGACCGCGUCGGAACGUCGCCGGAUUGGGCUUCCUUUGAUGCACCUGCCUUGCGCAGCGGUGCCCUCGGCGCGACCUCCGACUACCUGCAAUCCUGGCCAAGUUCUCAAGGGAGCAGUGCUCGGCAAGAAAUUGACGACUCUGUCGACGCCUCUUGGUCGACGACUUCUUCCUCAAGCUCGGCAUUGGCCGCUCCAUCAGGCAAUGCUCACAAGCGCCUGCGCCGUCGUGCACGCAACGCCAGUCCUCCUGCAAGCGAUAGCAUGGUCACUGAAUCCAGUCCACGCUCUCAGCCAGCUCCAAGAAGAUACGACAUUUCGUCGCGCAAUUCGGUCAGGGCUGAAAGUCGCGAACCGUACAUCUUCGAAUCUCUGUUUCCUCCUGCCUUAGGGCCUCCUUCCAGCUUGUCAGAAGAGACUCCUGCUGUUGUUUCGGCCCCAUCCAAUACGGCUAUGGCUCCUCUGCCCGUAAGGAAUGAGCUUUGGUCCACGUAUCGAGAGCCGAGACGCAUGCGUUCUUCGUCGUCGAUACUCUCCCUCCAGGCUAUCACAGACAGAGCCACCAGCUCUGCUAUUGCUGGCUCAACCUAUCCUCAUUCAGGUAGCAUCGCCAGGCUGACUCGCCGCCGUUCCCAAGAAGACAGCAUGGAUGUGGAUGGUCUGGACUUGCUCAGCAGCAGCUCAUCGGAAUUCUUGGCGAUGAUUGGAGAGCGGGCUUCAGCCAAUGUGAGCCAGUCGACUUCGACGUUCGACUACGACUCAUUGAUGGACGAUGUGCCUCUGGCCUCGACGCGCUCAUCUCACGCGUCGUACGAGGAUUCUCUUGCUCUGGGGUCACCUAGCGUCGCGGAGCCCGACACUUCGGAAGGGUCAAUUUUAUCCCUUUCCUCGCGUCACCCUCAUCUUACUUCGCCUUCUGGCUCGAACGUGUCCACAAGCACUUCCAGUCAACGUGACCUCGCCUUUGGCACAAGUACGAGUAUCUCGCCACGCGACAAUGACAAUCGUUCGCUCGACGCUCGCAGUCGACUGGCACUCCGUCAAGCGGCAGCUGUUGCGCCUCGCAUCGAUUCUGAUCCACCCCCGCUUAGCGCCUCUUCGCAACUAUUCAGAUCGAACUUCCUUCGCGCUUUUGACCCCGUCGGGACAGCUCGACAGCGAUUUCAAACUUCAGCCGCAUCGCGACGCAAUGCGCUACUUUCAUCAGGUCGCUUCGCGUCGUACGACUCCGACGACGUGGAUAUGCUGGCUCUCUCGAGCGAUGCACUUCCAUCUGCUCGAGCUUAUGCCUCUUCACAUGCGUCCUCAGAGCAGCCUCGAGGCUCGCCAAGCGAGGCGGCAACAAUGAGGCAAAGACGUAGUGAUGGGGUCACGUCUCUUUCUCAGCGGAUCGCGUCUCUACAAGAUGCGAUCUCCGAAAGUCAAGGAGUCUUGUCCGACCAGCGGCAGCGCAACGCGGACCUUCUAUCGAGCUUUGAUGAUGGAUCUUCGGACAUGACUGGAAGCGCCAGCUCUGGGCCAGUCAAUUCCCUUGCGAGCCUGAGCACCUCGAGCGGAGCGCCAUCCCCUAGCAGGACAGGCGAUGCAUUCGACGCCAACGCCGCGGGCGAGUUUGCGGCAAUGCUGUCGCGCUUGAGCUCGACUUGGGAGCGCGCUCGCGACCUCUUCGGUGCCGGGGUCACUUCCACCUCACCAGGCGACUCGAGUGUCUCCGAUGACGCUCUCAGUGAUGCAAGCUCAGCUCGGAGAGCAAGACGCGGUAUGUCGGUGGCCAGCCGCGUUCGACCAGCCGCGUCUUCCAGCAUCUUUAGCCCUACUGACUCGGUCAGCAGGGAUGGGAUGGCGGCCGACAGAGCUCGAUUUGAUCUAUCUUCGGAAGUCAGAAGCGUGACCGAGCGAACUAG